Messenger RNA from Magallana angulata, 1381 nucleotides. RefSeq lists its product as uncharacterized. NCBI's taxonomy places the organism in Eukaryota, Metazoa, Mollusca, Bivalvia, Ostreida, Ostreidae. Bases 180 to 1247 code for a protein of 355 amino acids. The record is from RefSeq and is a predicted model, not a curated record. The transcript is spliced from 2 exons.
AAAGACGCGUCAUAUAGAAUCUUUUCCUUAAACAAAUUAUCAAUGGUUUUCCAAAGACCUAUCUUCACACGUUGGUACAUAAAAUAACUUCAUAUUCAUUUUAAGAGGAUUCAUUUUAGGUUUCCUAGCAUUAUUCCUUUAAUAAUAACAAAUUCCAAAGGCCAAUACCACAAAUUAAGAUGACUGUCCAGUUUCUGGCUGAGAUAGCGUAUCACGGGAUGUGUCACAAGAUAGGGACCCCAGAAGAAGUAAGCAAUAGAAGGGAGAUGUUGGACAUUCGUGAGUUUCUGAAUAAUCAACGGGGAAGAAAGAAUGAGUGUAAAUUGAUGUAUAGUGGCAGUAGAAAAGAAGGAUUCCAAUUAAAAGAAUCAGACAUAGACAUAAUGCAGAUAAUUCCUAGGCACCGUGUUAUCUGGGAUAUGUCCCACUCCGAGUUAUACAAUACACAGGAACAAACUCUGAUUUUAUGUAACCCUUCUGAGAGUCCACUUGGAUUUGCCUUACUUUGGUUGCCAUUGGAAAACACAUUCGGAAUAGUUUAUUCUGCCUGUGUAAGAAUGAACGGAGAGUUGUAUAUAUCAAGUUCUAAAUUCAGAGAAAUGAAAUGUGCCUGUGCAACACCCAAUUCUACAAUACAUGGACCAUGUAGAAGUAAGUGUGUUGGGGAAAUGAUGUACGACUAUGCCCAUUGUUUUGUCAGUGAUUUUUGGCCUCCCCCUGCCUCCUCAUGGAUAAACAGAUGCCACGCAUGGCCCCCGCUGCACGUUACUGACGACAUUGUCAGAAAUGGUUGUCAUUUUGUUGCGAUAGGACACAAAGUAGGAAACCACGCAGAUAUCGAGUGGAGGAUAUCUUUUUCUCAGGCAGAAAACAAACUUGUCUAUUCAAUGAAUCAUACGCAAUUUUUAACUUAUGGCUUGCUGAAAUUUUUCUUAAAUGAAGUAAUAAAUGCUGGAUUAAGCGAUGAAGAGAAACUGCUGUGUUCAUAUCACAUGAAAACAGCCAUUUUUUGGGCCAUACAACAAAACAUGCUACCUCAGUGGAGUCCAGAAAAUAUGUUAGAUGGAUUCUGGAUCUGCUUUAAACUUGUUUUGAAAUGGGUGUAUGAGGGGGUUUGCCCUAAUUUUUUUAUCCCUCAGAAUAACUUAUUCUUAAGCCGUAUAUAUGGUGAAAACCAACGAAAUCUAUUCAGAAGACUCUAUCAUUUGUAUGAGAAAGGUUUUUUCUGCUGCUACAAAUUUUGUUGAUAAGGGAAUACAUCUCUCUAGGCCUUAUUUUUUCCGGCAGGCUUACAGAUUUUCCGAAUUGCAAUUUGGGUUCUGAGUUUGAGUUUGAUUUUCGUUUAUCUCGAGAUAUAAUUACUUACGAUAUUUGGACUACA